Messenger RNA from Magnolia sinica, 372 nucleotides. RefSeq lists its product as uncharacterized. NCBI's taxonomy places the organism in Eukaryota, Viridiplantae, Streptophyta, Magnoliopsida, Magnoliales, Magnoliaceae. The record is from RefSeq and is a predicted model, not a curated record. The transcript has 4 exons. The coding region runs from base 1 to 357 and encodes 118 amino acids.
AUGCAACAGGCCAUGUUCCAUUUAGUUCCUGAAGCUACCAAGAAGAAGCCUUCUGCCACACGGUAUGGGUCUGCCGAUGGUGGCGAUGUGGCAACUGCAACAAUCCCAUCGUCUGAGAGGUCUAUGACCCCUCUUCUUCAGGAUUCCAUGGAUCUAAGUAUGUGUUAUCUUCCUAAUGGAUAUCCGUCUGCGAACUACUGUUAUGGAGGUUAUGAGGGUCCCGUCAAUGCCUGGGAGGACUGCCCUAGAUAUGUCAAUUCAAAUGGAGUGGAAAUGCCUCCUGUAAGUUUUUGUGCUUACACAUACAUGCAUCCAUACACACAUGCAUAUAUGGAUGACUUUGAGGUACUUAUGUGAAUGAUCAAAUCUUCU